Messenger RNA from Mucor mucedo, 3530 nucleotides. RefSeq names its product chitin synthase-domain-containing protein. Gene Ontology annotation, molecular function: chitin synthase activity. Gene Ontology annotation, cellular component: cell septum; cell periphery. NCBI's taxonomy places the organism in Eukaryota, Fungi, Mucoromycota, Mucoromycetes, Mucorales, Mucoraceae. The transcript has 3 exons. The record is from RefSeq and is a predicted model, not a curated record. Bases 41 to 3496 code for a protein of 1151 amino acids.
UACUCUUUUUCAUACUACUGAUGUUCCUUUUGCAGAAAAAAUGUUAAAUCCAUCAUGUAGACGUAUUAUUUGGGUUUCAUUUUCCAAACUAUGUACACUCUUUAUACCCACCGGAUGCAUCCGACUCUUCACCGCGAGACCCGUGUUCUGGAGAGAAAAAGUUGCUUUAUUUAUCUCAUAUAUGCUAGUUUCUGCCUUGUUUUGCUUUUGGUUAGAGUUCAUUACCACUUUGUUUUGUGACCCUCCGCAAACAUUUGAUUUCGAAACCGUUUUCAGCAACCAUUCCGAACUCUCCAGCAUCAAUGGACAGGUCAUCGACUGGCAUCACUAUGGUAACGCCACCGCCCUCACCUCAUUCGUCAAUGCAUACCCAGCAACAGACCUUUCCGCCAACUUUCCGCUCUUCAUGCAACUCAAGCGGCCACUCUACCAGCCUCAUUACAGUAACCGCAUCGUUGACCAAUGCAUCGCCCGCUUUAACAUGUCCGCACAGGCAGAUAACUGGCUUCACUACAAACUCGAAAAGGACAGUGGGUACCUCUACGGGGACGGUACCUUACUCUCUUGUCCUCUCCCCGGCCACCGAAACAAGACAGGUGCACCCUGCUUCGAUUCGACUGAACUCAACCGUCUGCCAAAGAAUGGAGCCCUCAAGUAUGAACCCGAAUUGAUCAAGUCCAAUUUCUCCUCGCUACCUUACAAGGGCUCCCCACACGCAUCCGCCUAUGUCAUCUUGGGCAAUUCCGUCCUAGAUAUCACCGAUUAUUUACUGGCCGUCACCAACAUUGUAAAGGUAGCCAAGGGCGCCCAUUCCCGAUCAUUUGCGCUCGACCGCAUGUUUCUACCACUCGAUUUGACUAUCCUAUUGUUCACCAAUAUGGGUCAAGAUAUCACCACCUUGUUUGAAAAUAUGCAUUAUGACGACAAUUACAAACAGUGUCUCGAUCAGUUUUUCUUUCAUGGCGUUGUCGCCGCUGACGCCCACGAUGAAGGCUGUGCCAGAAUGAACGUCGCCCUCUGGAUCACCAUGGGCAUCUUUCUCAUGUACUUUUUGCUCAAAAUUAAUCUCGCCAACCUCACUCGUUUGCCCUUUUUACAACGCUGGCUUUUUAAAUCUUCCGCAUUCGCUCUCUCAGAACGCCACUUACCCCCAUUUACCCUCUUAUUUGUACCUUGUUACGCAGAACCGUCACAGAUCAUUCGACAGACAUUCGAUUCCUUGGCUCGUACAAGUUACCCAGAUACACGCAAACUCCUGUUCUUCGUAUGCGACGGUUUGGCCACGUCAGCCACCGAUGGCGGCAAAGAAACAUGGCGCUGUAUACUCGAGUCCUUGGGUUACAGUUCCACUAAGGACCCCCCUUUACGUCCUUACCUCUCGCUCGGCAGAGGUCCUCGACGUAUCAAUUACGCUAAAGUCUAUGCCGGCUUUUAUGAAUCCGCCGGUAACCGUGUUCCCUUUCUGAUGGUCGUCAAAGUCGGCUCCCUGCGUGAAUCAGAGGCCUCCUUCCGGGUACCCGGGAACAGAGGCAAACGAGACAGUAUGUUGAUCGCCCUGGGCUUUUUAGAGCGAUGCAUGGAUCUAUCGCAUCAUCGGAUCUCGCCCUUGGAAUUCGAGUUGUUUAACCAAUGUUAUAAUUUACUGGGCAUUGACCCACGUUGCUUGAAAUACAUGCUGGUCACCGACGCCGAUACCCAAGUGAAGGACGAUGUCGUGGUCAGGAUGGUGGCGCGUUUGGAAGCAGAUCGGUCCCUGAUGGCAGUGAAUGGUCAUGUACGACCUGCCAACCCUGAGGAAAAUAUCGUGACUAUGCUACAGAUCUUUCCCAUCUAUCUGUCCUUCUAUUCGGGCCUGGCGUAUGAAGCGUGUUUAGGAAGUAUAGCAACUAUUCAUGGUGGUUUCAUCAUGUAUAAAUUGUGGGAUGAUAAAGCAGACGAAACACCCUUGCAUUCGGUCAAAUGGUCGAAAACAAGUGACGAUAUCCAAGAAAUGGAAGAUUUCGAUUCCAGUAGUGAUGAGGAAGAAGAGGAGGAGGAGGAGGAUGGUCUAACCACCACAACAACCACAACAACCACUGCUUCUUCGCGUCACAUGAACAAAAGUCGUCGUCGUCGUCAUCAUCAUCGUCCUGGCCAACACAGUGGAAAGAAAACAACAAUGAAAGGAAGACCCAUUUCUUUAGCGCCUGGUCAUGAAGUACAAGCCAUCUGUAUCAGUCCUACCGUCUUACGAGGACUGGCGGUGCCGCGAGCAACUACCAUGCAUAUGGAAAACGUUUUAUUGUUGGGUGAAGAUCAAUAUUUUGGCUCUGUGUUGCUUCGAUCUCAUCCGCGCUACCGUAUCGGAUUUGAGCCUGAGGCGAUUGCCUACACCACCAUCCCCACGAAUUUCUUUGCCAUGCAAGCACUCCAAUUGCGAUCCUUACGCUCGACCUUUCACAACCUUAUGGAAUUUAUACAUAUGGCCAAAGACGUCGGGUUCAAAUAUUGGAUCACGUCCUUUACAAAACUCAUCGACUUGAUCUUGUCCAUGCCCAUCAUUGUAUAUCUGUACGGUGUCUAUAUUCGUUAUUUCGUCGACGCGUAUCAAGUGUAUGCCAUCAUUGCAGGUGCAUUUACGGGACUCAUUCUCUUGCACGUGUUUUAUUUCGUGAUACGAAGACAGUUUAAAUACGUGGUGUGGUUUAUCAUUUAUGGCUUGUUCUCCGUUCCCAUCUUUAACAUUUAUUUUCCCGUCUUGGCUGCCUGGCGCUCCGAUGACGCCUAUCAGUGGUAUGAUGUCUGGCCCACCGAAAGAGGAUACGGAAGUCGUCUCCAUGGUAUUGUCACAGAUCCCAAAGAACAAGAAGAACAAGAGGAGGAGGAAGAGGAUGGAGAAGAGGUGGUACGUAUGCGGCUCAGUGAUUUCGAAGUGUCUGAGGCGCAUCAACAAGCACAACGCGAAAAAGAACAAGUGGAAUUACUCGAUGCGAAGUUUAAUGGAUUUACAGCAGGUUAUGUUCAUACCAAGAACAAACCUUCUUGGUCCUCCUCGUCGUCAUGGAUACCGUCACCUCCCUUGGCCCAGACACGCGAAAGACACUCCCGCCUCGCGUCGGAGGAGGACGCUAGGUUCUUAACCAACCAUUCCACCGUGUCCAGUCAUAAAAAUCCCUUCUCCUCCGUCUUGGAUGAUCCCUUUGAUGAUGCCUACAGUGCCUUUAAAAAGCAACAUCGUCCGAGCCAUUCACAAUCGUCGUACGUAAACACAAAUAGUCACUUUGCUGAUAGCUUUGCACCGGCCAUGACGACGGAACCCAUCGUACAGGAUGACAUUGUAUAUAAAGAAGAAAGUAGUGAUACGAUCUCACUUACCAAUUCUGUGAUGGAGUCACAGCCUUCUCCUCCUCCGCCCAUUGAUGUGAGAGGCAGAAGACGAAUUCAUCAUCACCAUGCACAAGAUGAAGGUCGAAGUGCGCCUGUACAUUCAAGAUUUGUAACACAACAUCAUUUAUAGAAGAAAAGAAAAAAAAAAUAAAGAAAAAUAUACA